Molecule: messenger RNA, 2336 nt
Organism: Zerene cesonia (dogface butterfly)
Lineage: Eukaryota; Metazoa; Arthropoda; Insecta; Lepidoptera; Pieridae
Product: digestive organ expansion factor homolog
Exons: 8
Coding region: 77-2323 (748 amino acids)
Biological process (GO): maturation of SSU-rRNA from tricistronic rRNA transcript (SSU-rRNA, 5.8S rRNA, LSU-rRNA)
Cellular component (GO): nucleolus; small-subunit processome
Molecular function (GO): U3 snoRNA binding; rRNA binding
Source: RefSeq, a predicted model, not a curated record
AAAUAUUAGUCUUUUUCGAAGUAAGGGUCAUAUUUUUGUCAAUAAAAUAUGAUAGACAAAUGAAAUAACAUUCAAGAUGGGUAAAAAUAAAAAGUUUAUGAACAAGAAACGAAAAGGAUCAUUUAAAUCUAUAUACAAAAAAAGAAAGAAGGCCGAAGAAAAAGAUAAAGAUAUUGUAAAUAAGAAAGCGAUUUUUAACCGUUAUAAAGACAAACAAAAAGUUGCCGAAGAAUUGAUAAAAAUAAAACGAAUGGAAGAAAAAUUUAAAAUGCAACAGGAAACAUCUUCAGAAAGCGAACAAGAAGAUGACACUUAUGAACAGUUAGUUUCUUGUUUUAAGCGGGAUAAAAAUAACUUGGUAAUAGAGAGUGAAGACGAAGAUUCUAUUAGCGACAAUGAAUCCUUAAAUAAUGAUAGGGUCAUGAAUAACAUGGAAGAAAGUAAUAUUUCAAAUGAUACGGACAAUGGUUUACAUGAAAGUGGUGAUGAUGAAAAGAUUGUGGUUGCAGAUGAAAUUGAACUAGAAAAUGAUGAAACUGACAAUGACCCUUUUACAAGUCAUUUUGAAUAUGAUUUGCCCGAUGAAUUAUUAGUUUCACUAUCAAAUAGCCCUCCAAACGAGAAACAAUUCAAUAAAACCUGGCCUUUACUAGGUAACCUAGUAGUAAAUAUUCCACAACCAUUAGAAUCACUAAAUAAAAAACCCAAAUUAAAAGUUUCCAUUCUUGAGGAAAAAAUAUAUGCACCAACAGGAACUGUGCCACACACAUUCAAUAUAGUUAACUUUGAUCACUUGAAUAUUAAAACACAAAUUAGGGGCAACAUAGUCGCUUCAAAUAAAAAAAAUCUUAUUAAAAACGAUUUGGAAUUAACUGAAGUCUUUACACCAUUGCAAAAAGAGUUAUUUGCAAUAAUGAAUAAUUAUCAGGAUUUGUAUUAUACUGAAAGAUCAUUUUUGAAUGCUGAUGAGAUUCGUUAUAUAUAUUGUUUACAUGUGGCAAAUCAUAUGUUAAAAACAAGAACUAAAAUUCUUCACCAUAAUGCAAAACUGGCUAAGAAAUUGGACAUAACUGAUGAAUAUCGGGAUCAAGGCUUAGUGAGACCAAAGGUCUUAAUAUUAGUUCCAUUUAAGGAUGCAGCUUAUAGAGUUGUUAAAACUCUUAUAGACAUUGUGGUGCCAAAAGAAGCAGGACAAGUUGUUAAUAAGAAUAGAUUUGAAGAUGAUUUUACUGGAGGAGAACUAAUAAUGCCCACUAAAAAUCCUAAACCUGAAGAUUAUGAACUACUAUUUAGUGGCAACACAGAUGAUACUUUUAGGCUGGGGCUUACACUCACCAAGAAAACAUUAAAACUGUACACAGAUUUUUAUGGAUCUGACAUAUUAAUAGCAUCUCCAUUGGGACUGCGAAUGAUUGUGGGAGCUGAAGGUGAAGAAGAAAGAGACUAUGAUUUCUUGGCGUCUAUUGAAAUGCUCAUAUUAGACCAAGCAGACGUAUUUCUCAUGCAGAAUUGGGAUCAUUUGCUGCACAUCUUAGAUCAUUUCCAUUUACAACCCAAAAAGACACACGGAACUGACUUUUCGAGGGUCCGCUCUUGGGCUGUCAAUGGCUGGUCUAAAUAUUACAGGCAAACCUUGCUUUUCUCAUCUAUUUCAUUGCCUGAGAUACGGUCAGUCCUAAACAAAAAGUGCCAAAAUUAUGCAGGAAGAGUUGUGAUUGCAAAUCCAACUGAAGUUGGUAGUAUACAGCAAGUUAUUGUUCAGGUUCCACAGCUAUUUCACAGGUUCAAUGCCACCAGUCCUUUGGCAUCUGUUGAUUUGAGAUUCGAAUAUUUCAUUAAGGAAAUUCUCCCAAAACAGAGGGAUACACUGAUGAGUCAUACGUUAAUUUAUGUGCCCAGUUAUUUCGACUUUGUGAGGUUACGUAAUUAUUUUAAGAAAGAGGACAUCAGUUUUGUACAAAUAUGCGAAUAUUCAAAGGAUGCAAAAAUUGCUAGAGCUCGGGAUAUGUUCUUCCACACCGAAGCACACUUCCUACUAUAUUCCGAACGUGUUCAUUUCUUUAGGAGAUUGCGAAUAAAGGGCAUAAGACAUAUAAUAUUUUACCAGCCGCCCACUUACCCACAUUUCUAUUCGGAAAUGUUGAAUUUAAUGCAGGAAAGCAAUCAAAACAAAUUUGGCGGCAGCGACUGCAACAUGACCGCGACGGUUUUGUACUGCAAGUAUGACAUGCAACGUGCCGCCGCUUUGCUCGGCGCGCAACGCCUGGCCCGCAUGGCCGCUUCCGAUAAAUCUGUACAUAUGUAUGUUACUGGAGAAAAAUAAAUCAUUUUGUUAU